Messenger RNA from Lentinula edodes (shiitake mushroom), 1005 nucleotides. RefSeq lists its product as uncharacterized. The coding region runs from base 73 to 849 and encodes 258 amino acids. Lineage: Eukaryota; Fungi; Basidiomycota; Agaricomycetes; Agaricales; Omphalotaceae. The transcript is spliced from 8 exons. Gene Ontology annotation, cellular component: endoplasmic reticulum membrane; endoplasmic reticulum. The record is from RefSeq and is a predicted model, not a curated record.
CGUGGCACCGGUGAACGUAUUUCUUCUUGCUCAGUGCUCCGUUCACGUCAAUUUGGCAUUGGUCGUUUUCCUAUGCGUUUCUUCUCUCUGCUUGCUGCAGCUCUGUCUGUCGCCUCUUUGGCUUCCUUCGUGUCCGGAAACGAUGAACUGGAAGAGGAACAAAUUAUCAUUGAGACGGAAGAUGUAGAGCCUCGAUUUCUGGCAGCAGCAGCUUGGCCUGAAAGCAAUCCAUUCGGACAUGUCGUUAACGGCGAGAAGAACACAAUCGGCGUAUUGGUAGAGAACAGAUUAAACCGUAAUACGACUCUUUUGAACGUUGCGGGGGCUUUCUAUCAGCCAGACACGGAUGUUCUGGUACGAAACCUGAGUGCGAUGACCUACAACCUUGAAUUGAUUGACGGUGUCAAAUUGCAACUCCCCUAUGCCUUCUUUAGCGAAUUUAAGGCUGGGGACCUUCGCCUUAUUGUUUGGCUUGAGCAUUCGGACCAGGGUGAGAAUCAGCGAGUCGUCGCCUACGAUUCCAUUGUCACGAUCGUUGAACCUGAGGGAUCUUGGUUUGACUUUAAGUUGCUCUCCACUUAUCUGGUCGUCUCCGGUCUCGUCGCGGGUCUGGGUUACUUCACUUACUUGACUUUUGUUCCCCAACCAAAACGGUCACGCAAGGCCGCAGUGAGUGCUCCUGUUGGUACUGUCACCGCAACUGGCGCAGGUGGAUAUCAGGAGGAGUGGAUUCCUUCGCACCAUCUCCGCAAGAACAAAAAGAAGAGUGGUGUGGUUAGCAGUGGGGACGAAUUAAGCGGCGGUGAAACCAGUGGGACUGAAGGAAAGAGACGGAAGGGGAAAAAAUAGCGGUCGUACCACAAGCGUAAAAAGCUGAAAAUGGGCCAUCUUUGAUUGUUUCAAUCAGGCGUGUAAUCUCAUUCAUCGUAUUACACCACGCAAAAAUGAGAUUUAAUUAUUUAAAUUUACCCAAAGCACGUUAUGCAUGGGCACACCACACGGACC